This is a messenger RNA of Choloepus didactylus (southern two-toed sloth), 5426 nucleotides long. RefSeq names its product dihydropyrimidinase like 3 (gene DPYSL3). The transcript is spliced from 14 exons. The record is from RefSeq and is a predicted model, not a curated record. Gene Ontology annotation, biological process: actin crosslink formation. The coding region runs from base 154 to 2208 and encodes 684 amino acids. Gene Ontology annotation, cellular component: cytosol; cytoplasm. NCBI's taxonomy places the organism in Eukaryota, Metazoa, Chordata, Mammalia, Pilosa, Megalonychidae. Gene Ontology annotation, molecular function: hydrolase activity, acting on carbon-nitrogen (but not peptide) bonds, in cyclic amides.
CAGAGGCAGGAAUCGGAGCAGCACUGCCGCCUCUGGCGCGAAGGCUCAGGCGCCUCCUCCCGCCCCAGUCACUGUGGCUCGGAGCACGCUGCCGGCCGCUGCCCUUUCCGCCUCUGGGGAAGAAAGCCCUCCGGCCACUGCCGCGCUUGAACCAUGGCCUCGGGCCGAAGGGGUUGGGACAGCUCCCACGAAGACGAUCUGCCCGUGUACCUGGCCAGACCCGGCACCACGGACCAGGUCCCGCGGCAGAAGUACGGCGGCAUGUUCUGCAACGUGGAGGGCGCAUUCGAGAGCAAGACUCUGGAUUUCGAUGCCCUGAGUGUGGGGCAGCGGGGCGCCAAGACUCCCAGGAGCAGCCAGGGCAGCGGCCGCAGCCCUGGGAGCAGACCGGGGCCCGAGGGGGACGCUCCACGGAGGAGCCAAGGCCGGGAGGAGUGCAGAGAGCCUGCGCCCGCGUCGCCCGCGCCCGCCGGGGUAGAGAUCCGGAGCGCCACUGGCAAGGAGGUGUUGCAGAACCUCGGUCCCAAGGACAAGAGUGACCGUCUUCUUAUCAAAGGAGGCAGAAUCGUCAAUGAUGAUCAGUCCUUUUAUGCUGAUAUUUACAUGGAAGAUGGCUUAAUAAAGCAAAUUGGAGACAAUCUGAUUGUCCCUGGAGGAGUGAAGACCAUUGAAGCCAAUGGGAAGAUGGUGAUCCCUGGAGGCAUAGAUGUCCACACUCAUUUCCAGAUGCCCUACAAGGGGAUGACCACAGUGGAUGACUUCUUCCAGGGCACCAAGGCUGCCUUAGCCGGUGGCACCACCAUGAUCAUUGACCACGUGGUGCCCGAGCCCGAGUCCAGCCUGACAGAGGCCUAUGAGAAGUGGCGAGAGUGGGCUGAUGGGAAGAGCUGCUGUGACUAUGCCUUGCAUGUGGAUAUCACCCACUGGAACGACAGUGUCAAACAGGAAGUGCAGGGUCUCAUCAAGGACAAAGGAGUUAAUUCCUUCAUGGUUUACAUGGCGUAUAAGGAUUUGUAUCAAGUGUCCAACACGGAGCUCUAUGAGAUCUUCAGCUGCCUGGGAGAGCUGGGGGCCAUUGCCCAGGUUCAUGCUGAGAAUGGGGAUAUCAUUGCCCAGGAGCAAACUCGGAUGCUGGAAAUGGGGAUAACUGGCCCAGAAGGCCAUGUCCUGAGCAGACCAGAGGAGCUGGAAGCUGAGGCUGUGUUCCGCGCCAUCACCAUCGCCAGCCAAACCAACUGCCCUCUCUACAUCACAAAGGUCAUGAGCAAGAGCGCAGCUGACCUCAUCUCACAAGCCAGAAAAAAAGGAAACGUGGUCUUCGGGGAGCCCAUCACUGCCAGCCUCGGCACAGAUGGGACCCAUUACUGGAGCAAGAACUGGGCCAAGGCAGCCGCAUUUGUGACGUCCCCACCUCUGAGUCCUGACCCAACCACUCCUGACUACAUCAACUCCUUGCUGGCCAGUGGGGACCUGCAGCUCUCUGGGAGUGCCCACUGCACCUUCAGCACUGCCCAGAAAGCUAUUGGGAAGGACAACUUCACAGCCAUUCCCGAGGGCACCAAUGGGGUGGAGGAGCGGAUGUCUGUCAUCUGGGACAAGGCUGUGGCCACAGGGAAAAUGGAUGAAAAUCAGUUUGUGGCCGUGACAAGCACAAAUGCUGCUAAGAUCUUCAACCUGUACCCCCGCAAGGGAAGAAUAUCUGUGGGUUCUGACAGUGACCUGGUCAUCUGGGAUCCAGAUGCCGUGAAGAUCGUCUCUGCCAAGAACCACCAGUCGGCUGCCGAGUAUAACAUCUUUGAAGGGAUGGAGCUGCGCGGGGCUCCCCUGGUAGUCAUCUGCCAGGGCAAGAUCAUGCUGGAAGAUGGCAACCUGCACGUGACCCAGGGGGCCGGCCGCUUCAUCCCCUGCGGCCCAUUUUCAGACUAUGUCUACAAGCGCAUUAAAGCCCGGAGGAAGAUGGCAGACCUGCAUGCGGUCCCCAGGGGCAUGUACGACGGACCGGUGUUUGACCUGACCACCACCCCCAAAGGCGGCACCCCCGCGGGCUCCACCCGGGGCUCCCCCACUCGGCCCAACCCGCCCGUGAGGAACCUCCACCAGUCGGGAUUCAGCCUGUCGGGCACCCAAGUGGAUGAGGGGGUCCGCUCAGCCAGCAAGCGCAUUGUGGCGCCCCCUGGAGGCCGUUCUAACAUCACAUCGCUGAGUUAAGCAACCCCUCCCCAAAAGAGGGGCAGAAGCAAGAAGAGAUGCUUUUGAAGCCAAAAUGGUACACCAAUAUUUAAGAAGGAAAGCGAAUCCAAACAGUUGCGAUCUAAAGAAUCAAUAAGCCUCAAGCCUUAUGUUUCUCCAAUGUUAUGCUCGCUUGCCUAGCUUUAUGAAUAUUGCUUUGUUUUCUGUUUAUGCAUAGCUUCGAUUUGUUUGAUCUCCCCCCCUCCAUUUACAUGCAUGCAAUCACACAGGCCACUAAGGUAAAAAGAGUCUGCUAUAUAGUGUUGAGAGCGUGUGUAGUGCUGCAUCUUAAGACAAGGGGACAGACAAUGCUGGGAUGUCAGGAAAAUGAACAAAAGAGACACAGGGCAUUUAGGGUGUGUGUGUGGUGGGAGCCCAGAGCUAAGGUGGAGGGUGCAGAGGGACUGGGGCAGGGCAUGUAUGAGGGAGGUGGGUGGGCCUGGAGAGCAGAAGGGGAUGUUGUGUUUUCUGUUGAUGAUGUCCUCUAUUUUCAUGGAAGAAGGUCACUUGUGGCUGCCACCACUUCAUCUUGGUCCCCUGGGCCCUGCAGACAGGGCAGGUAGUCUUUGGGUGCUGGCCUUUGUCAUGUCUCCUCCUAGUAGAUUUUAUUCCUUUGAAAAUUUUAUUAAAACGCCGAAAUCCAGCCUUUUCUUCCACCUGCUUGAUUGUGCCAGUCUUUGCUCGGGCCUCUUUGUUAACGUUGCUUUCACAUUUUUCUCUUUCCUCAGUUGGGAAGGACAGCCAGGGAGGGACAACACAUCUCUUCCUUUUGCCCUGCCUGCCUCUUUGGUGCUCUUAAAAGGCAACAGCUGGGAGGAACAGCACAGGCCCUCAGGGAGGGGGCAGCCACAGUUUAAAUAAAUGCCUCCCUCUGAACACACAGGGAGCCUCUCCCUCUCCUGUCUUUACAAAUGGAGAUGAAUAGCAUGCUUCUGGAAUCACCGAAUUAGGAUUUUAGCUGAGAUGGGGCAGAGCGAAGGGCUUCACUUGCCACGGGUAAGUGUUUGUUCUUCUUCAUCUCCUGAGACCCAAGCACAUCCACUAUUGAAUAGGGUCUUUUUAUGGAAAGCUGCUUUUAUUAGGAGUCCUGUAAAUUUUUCUACCAGUAUGUAAUCUCAGUUUAUUUGGGAGUCAGCAGGGAUUUAGGAAAGCUGAUUCCGAGCAGAGGGAGCACAUUUUGCAGCCAUGGUGCUUCCAUAUUUCAAUUCUAAACCACCUAUUUCCUCUUCCAGUAGCAGAUCCUUUAGAGGACCUUUUGUUUCAGUAAAAUCUUCCGAGGUGAGUGGAAGUUAGCAUGGAGUGUUUACAUCAACUUGCCUUUUAGAGUUGAAUAUCCGUUUCCCUACCAUGCCACUUCUGAAAAUACAAUUUGGGAGGAAGAUCUGAGGAAGUACAGAGCAAGAUGAGGAUCUGUAGAGCCAAGAGGCCCACAUGCAGGAAAAAAAUAAUCCACCUGCGAUCAGACUUCCAUGCCCUGGUCAGGGGGGAUCCAGCAGGUAGAACCCAUAAUCCUAUGUACUAAGUACUUUGAAGAGAAGAGCAGGCCUCAAACACCUUUUAAGUGCUUAGUAGAAACCACUCUCUCUCACUGCAGGUUUUAAUAAAUUGAAGACCAGAGAAAAGGGAACAAAUGACUACAAAGGGAUAUGGAAAUAGCCAAGGGAGAGAAUUUCCCCAUUCAAGCUAAUUUCUCUUUUAAUCACAAACAGAUGAUUCCUCUCAACAUGGGGAAACUUGAUAUUUUAAGGUUUUCAUGGUGCCUUUUUUUUAAGGGAAAUUAAGUAAAGGAGAGAAUGUAGCUUUUCAUUUAUAAAUCAAAGAUUUGAGGGCGUAUCAGGAUCUCAGAAAACAGUUUUGCAUGCAGAGGGAGUUUGUCACAUGUCAAGUAUAUACCUCGCUGGUUGGGCUGGGCAUUAGGCUGUGCUGCAGUACCAGCUACAACCACCAGAUGGAGGAAAAGACAAACUCGAGUCUGAACAUCCACUUCUGCACCAUCUCCUGCUGUUCCCCAGGCCCUGAGUGAGUCCAGCUCAUCUUUGUAGUACCUCUCUAUGCCAUGAAAAUAAACCUUCCAUGGCCAGACCACUCAUCUGCACUGCAUUUGGGACUUCUGAAAUGAAGCAUUCAACCACAACUGUAUAUUCCUCAAAAGCCUUCCCUGCUGUAGGAACAACCCCAUAAUGCCUUCAGGAUGGGCAACGUUAUCUAAGGAAGCCUACCUCUCUCUCUUCUCUAUUAACAACUUUCCAAGCAUAGGAAUUCCUGAUCAUUCGAAGAAAAUUUGCUUUUCUUGGAUUUCUUGGUAACUUCAUACCUAAGUUAAAAUUUAUAUUCAAAUUUGUUUUGUUCCAUGAGGCACAUCAGUCUUCUGCAAAGGAUUUAGGAAAAGAAGAUGACAAUGAGUAAUGGCCCUCUCAGAAUUUACUGGCAUCUCAUCCAAGGGUGGGGGAGCAUGGUGGAUUUUCUGGCUGCCUCCCAAGCUUUGUUUUGCCAACUCAUCUCUUGGCCUGACCCCUCUAUCAGGAUGCCCUUGCUUUUCCCCCAGCUUGCUCACAUUGUUUCUAAAUCCAGAUGAUAAUCUGUGGCACUUCUCUCUAAGAGGGCCACAUGUUUGGGUAACUGAGAAGGUAUUUGUGGACCUGUUAAAUCAGCCACCCCAAUAGAGAAAUUCCUUUUAAUUCCAAGUUUUCUAAAGAUGGCAGGGUCAAAGCAAUCCUGAAAAUAGGUUUUCUUCAAAGUCCAGUCGUCUUUGUCCUUUUUCUUCAUAACUACACCCAGAGAGACAUGCUCUGCUCCAAAGGCCUGAAUCCCAAGCCCAGACUUUUGCUCACCUCGAGAAGCCCUUCCUGACAGGGUGGGCAUUUCCUGACUUUGGUCUUGCCACAGGUUUCCCAGGCAUUCUCCUCUGGAAAAUUCCAGCUUGAGUCCCAGUUAUACUCAUGGGCUGUCCUGGACGGCCAGCAUUCAUUUUAAGUUCCCUCUUUGGAAAUGGUGUGUGGGUGUUCAGUUCAGUGUCUGGUGAAUAUGGACAGACAGUAAAUCUCCCUGUAAUCUGUGGUAGCUGUAAGCAGCUCUGGAACGUGAAGAGCUGUUUGGUUUGAACCGUGAAGAAAACCGUGUUUUGAGUUUAGCUGAGAUUAAAAAAAAUUCAAGUGACUGUUAAUGUAAACCUGGUUAUUAAAAUAACUAUAAAAUUA